Molecule: messenger RNA, 5168 nt
Organism: Neopelma chrysocephalum (saffron-crested tyrant-manakin)
Lineage: Eukaryota; Metazoa; Chordata; Aves; Passeriformes; Pipridae
Gene: HSF4
Product: heat shock transcription factor 4
Exons: 13
Coding region: 1403-2731 (442 amino acids)
Biological process (GO): regulation of DNA-templated transcription
Molecular function (GO): DNA-binding transcription factor activity; sequence-specific DNA binding
Source: RefSeq, a predicted model, not a curated record
CUUGAGCUUUCAAUGAGUCUGUGUGAUUGUGGUGACGUGUGUAUAUAUUGUCUGUACAGCUUCAUAGGGAUAGAUUGCUUUGCUUUGGCUUCUUAUAUGUCACUGAGGCACUACUAUACUGAGUGCAAUCACAGAAUUAAAAUGAUUUAUUUGUUGCCUUCAGACAGCACUUUGAUAUCACCACAUUGUGCUUUUGACCUGGCUGAGACUUGCUGCAAAUAACAUGGUUUGUUUUCAGUAUGGAGUUAUCAGAUAAGCUGUGUGCAUAAACUUGUUCUCCAAUGUGAAGAACCUAUAACAAAAUCAGAUGUAAAGGGGAGGGGUAAAAAAAGGUCUAAAGCAGCCUUUCUGUCCUAUGUUGUGUCCAGUAGACUUUUCACUCAAAACUUGAGAUAGGAUUUGAGCUGCAUUGUUGUCUGUGCUUUGAUGCUGGUAUUACAUGGUCAUACCUCUGAGAACCACCAAGUUUUGGUACUGUGCGUUUUAAAUAAGGAUUUUCAAACUAGGAAUGAUUUUCUAACCUGUACAAAUAAUCCCCUCUCUGUUACACUUCGAACAUUGUUAUUUUUGACUGACCACCACCAUACCCUGCUUUGCUGCAAUCUAGCAUAGGCUACAACUUCACUCUUGGAGGUUUUGGUAAGGCUCUUAGAGGUUUAAAUUUCCCAUUGUUUCAGGUUCCCAUGUUUCCCAUAUCCCUCAUCUUCUAUACCUCAGUGAUGUUGGAGCUGAGAGAUUGUGUGCAUGCCUAAGAUUUCUGGAUGUAAUCAGAACUUGUAGAAAAUAGGACUUAUAAGGACCUGUGAACUGUUUCUUAGCGUGAAGAAGAGAUGGAGAGGAAAUGUAGUAAUGGUUUAUAUACACACUAAAGGCUGUUAGGUGGAAAGGAAAAGUCUGCUCUCUGUGUCUGUGGUAGAUAGGAAAAGAAGUAAUUCAAUUAACUCUUUAAAUGGAAGAUGGAUUUAGGAAGAACUCCUGGCAAAUUCCUGGAGUAGCACUUGUCUGGUUAGAGCACCGGGUGUCUGUUGUGGUGAGACUGUCAAAAGCAGUUAAGAGAAGCAUCUGCCACGAUUGUCAUGCUGCAGAGUCAGUUCUGCUCUGGGCAGAGAAGACUUUCAAAGGUUCUCCCAGCUUGUGUAAGACAGACAAGGCCCAGCUGCUGUGUGGGAACAAGGUGGCACAUGCUCAGUUCAUUGUGAACACACAGUAACUCUGAAGUCUCUUGUGCUGUAGGAACCUUUUUGGAUGUGCCAGCUUCUGAGAACACUGUGGCCCUGAAUUCACAGGAAUGACCUCUCAAGAGAGGCCAUGAUGAGAUGCUGAGAAUGGCACCAGCUUCCACGUGUUCGACCAGGGACGCUUUGCCAAGGAGGUGCUGCCCAAGUACUUCAAGCACAACAACAUGGCCAGCUUUGUGCGGCAGCUGAACAUGUAUGGCUUCAGGAAGGUGGUGAACAUCGAGCAGGGGGGGCUCGUCAAGCCCGAGCGGGACGACACCGAGUUCCAGCACCUCUGCUUCCUGCAGGGCCACGAGCACCUCCUGGAGCACAUCAAGAGGAAGGUGUCAGUAGUGAAAAGUGAGGAGACCAAGAUGCGGCAGGAGGACCUGAGCAGGUUGCUAUACGAGGUACAGAUACUGAGGAGUCAGCAGGAGAACAUGGAGUGUCAAGUGCAGGACAUGAAGCAGCAAAACGAAGUCCUUUGGCGGGAGGUUGUUUCUCUCCGGCAGAACCACUCCCAGCAACAGAAAGUGAUCAACAAGCUGAUUCAGUUUCUGUUUGGCCAGCUGCAAUCCAGCCCCAGCAGCACUGGGAUAAAGAGGAAGCUACCUCUGAUGCUUGACAAUGGGAUCUCAAGUCCCCCAGUGUCCAAGUUCAGCCGGCACUUGCCUGCAGACCCCCUGCACGACCCCUACUUCAUACAGUCGCCAUCAGCAGAACCUGCCUCUUGCUUGAACAGCCCUGGAAUUGCUGGAGGACCCAUCAUAUCUGACGUUACUGAAGCAUCACCAUCCAACAUAAUAAAUAUGCAGCCCCCUCCUGAAAAUGACAGGGAGAAGUGCCUGAUGCUGAUCAAGGAGGAGCCCGUGAGCCCUGGUGUGAAGGGCACGGCCGAGCCCGACGUGCCCCUGCCCGGCUGCCGCGCCUGCCCCGAGCCCCCCGUGCUGCCCGUGGCCAUGGUCCAGUCUGUCCUGGAGGGCAAGGGGGGCUGUGCUGCAGCCCCAGGGACCUCCCAGCCACCCGAGAGGAGGGGCAGAAGGGCUCUGCUGGACAGAACAGAUAUCUCAGACCCAUUGGAGGGCACUGACUGGAGCCUGGAGGGGCUGCAGCUGCUGCUGAGGAGCCAACAGUAUGGCCUGGAGCCUGCCAGCCUGCUGGAUGUCUUCAAUCCCAAUUUAUCCCUGAGUGAGUGGAAUAUGACUGAGAUGGAGGCCAGUCUGUCCCCGAUGCAGCGACUCACAGUGGACCUGGAGAAGAAUGCAACUGAGCUGCCCCCAAAAGUGUUCAACCCCCCGUUUAACAGCACCUGCCCAGGGAAAGAUGUGAUCCUGGAAAGUGCCCAGCAGUUCCUCAUCGACCGUCAGUCCAUCUUUGGGAACGACCUCCUCACCUUGCCUGAGAGUUCAUCCCUUUAUGUCCCACCUGAAAAUAUGGCCUCCUACCUGUCCUCUGUGGGGGUCCAGGGGGACAUCCCUUUAAACCUGAGCUCUUCAACAGACAACAGCCAGUGAUUUUGCUUCCAAGAACCACCAUCUCCCUCCCACCCAUCCAAGCAUCCACAGGUUUGAAUGUAAAGAAACCAAAGUGACUCAGAAACCCACUAGAGAGUUUCUUUUUGUGCCCUUUCUUUGGAGUAGAUGGAAAUGGUUGGUAGCUGUUGCAUUGCUCUCCCUGCACCUGGUUUUCAGUGUUUUUUAAAACAAAAUACUGUUUCUGGUGCUUGCUCCUAGGGGGAGUGAGAUCUUGGCAGGAUUUUUUUUUCUUGAAAAUGCUAUUAGAAAUUCCAAAACUUCUACCAAAAUUGAAGUGAAAAGUAGCUUGAAAGUCCAUCUGGGACUUCAUAAAAUAGUGAUCCUGACUAGUGUCUGCCACGGCAAACUGUGGGAUUUUACAGGGGCAGCACAGAUUAGCUAAGAUGCCUGACCCUUCUCCAUGCUGUUCUUGAAAUAGGAAAAUAAUCUAAUGCUCUACAAAUAUUUUUUUAUCCAUUUUCUGGGUUUGAUGGGAUGCACCUGUGCCUCUCCCUUGUCCUCCCAAGGUGAGUAGGAACCAGAUCUCUCAGGGUGUGCAGAAGAUCAUUUUGUGAGUGACCCCCCAGGACUGUGGCUCUCAGGGGAGCCACAGACCAUCACAGGCCACAGAACAUCCCACGCUGAGUUGAGAGCAUUUGUUGUUUGGGAUUUGUUUUGCCCCAAAUUUCUUUUCUCUUAGAUAAAGGCAGGGAACUCCAUAUUAAAAACAUAAAAAAGGGAUAGACUCUUCUGCACACGCAAUUUUUCAUGUGCAGAGGGGACUGAGGGAGCACACUCUGGGUUUUGGUGCUGGCUAAGUAUUCCAUGUCCAGUCCAAUGGUUUUUUUUCCCUUGGCUUUGACCUGUUCUAUUUCCUCUGAAGAUGUGCCUGUUGGUUUAUUGAUGUAUAAAAUCUGAUUAAACAGUUCAAUCGAUUGGAUCCCCUUUUAGAAGGACUCUCAGCUGCUCAGUGUAGGAGAGAAGCAGAAGGGUUAGUCCACCAUGUCCCACAAACUUUUCUUCUGUCCUUUGUGCAUCUGAGACCAGCCUCAAAGGCUGAACUGAUCUUCCCCUUCCAUGUGGUUUCUGACGACUGAGUUUCUCAACAAAGCAGAGCUUUGUUUUUUAUGCUGUAGUUCUAAUGAGAACGUAUUAUUUAUCUCAGUAUCCUCUACCUGAGUCGCUUUUCCUUAGGAAAGCUACUCAAAUGCAGUAGAACAGACCCAGGAAAUUCAAUUAACUCAGGCCUCCUAAGGGCUUAGACAGGGAGGUGUAAGCUGUGCCAGUAUCAUUUGAAGAAAUGCUCUGCCCCCUUUCAUUGCCAUGACAAUUCUUGGUUAUAAACCAGAUUUCUGAACAUCUUGGUCAAGCAGCAUCCCCACCAAAAUGCAGUCAAUCAAUCAGAUGAGUGCAGGCUCAAAAUCACAAUAAGAUGAGCAUGUUUUAAAUGGACCUUCCUGUCACAGCCCUUUCCUCCAUCCAUUUAUCAUUAUGUGAACAGAUGUGUUAGUUCAGAAAAGUUCACUUUUGAGCACAUUUUCCCCCAGCUGGCUCCUGUGUGCUGGGAGCUCUGUCACUGCCUUGGUGGUGCAGUCUGUGCAGGAGCAGGGUGGGAGAGCUUCUGAAUUAAUCCCAGCCACUGUUUUUGUGUUCAGGACUAAGGGAAAAUUCUGGCAGCCCCCAUUGGCCUGGUAUUUAGAUGAUGUGCUUGAGUGUACCCUGGAAAAGGUUUUCCUUUUCAAGGGAUUUGUGCUCAGAAAGUUCACCUAGAUCAGCCCAUUUGCCACUCUUUUGCCAUUUCCAGCGAUGGAAAGUCGUUGAGUUGCACUCUGUUUAAUUCUUUCCUCACAGAUAAUUGAGGACUGUCUGGUGUCUGCUGACACCCAACAGCAUGUUCAGGAUUCACGUCCCUCUCUGAACUUCCACACUCUGGGCUGCUGAAAUGUUAACACUGAAUGUAUUGAUCCAACGAGGUGUUUAAGCACAUGCUUAACUUCGAGCUCCUGAAGCCGUUUUCCGAAGCCUGUUGCACGUUUGAGGUUGGGUGUUGUUGGCUUCAGUGCCCUCCUGGUGGGGGCUGAGCAAUGACCCACCUUGGGGAGCUGCCUGUGCAGGGCGGGCUCAGCUCGGCCGGGGCCCGACACCGUCCCGGGCUGCAGCAGCUCCGUGCAGGGGCAGCCUGUGCUCGUGGGGAGCAGCCCCUCGGGAGGGUCCUUGAGGUUUUCUUUAGGCUUUUUGCUCUACUAUAAACAUGGGAUUGGAGCUUGACAGGGAGAGAACUUGGGAGCCACUCCUGUGAAGAGCCAAGCUCGUGUUCCUCGGCUUUUUACAUUGUUAAUUUUAUUGAAGGUGACGUGCUGAGACUGCGUUUUGCACUAUGCUGUACAUUUGUAAAGUUUUACAGAAAACACUAAUUAAACAUGUUUCCUUUUUCUCA